This is a messenger RNA of Darwinula stevensoni, 1917 nucleotides long. The record is from the annotation of a GenBank genome assembly. NCBI's taxonomy places the organism in Eukaryota, Metazoa, Arthropoda, Ostracoda, Podocopida, Darwinulidae.
AUGGAAGUAGAGAAUUCAGAAGAAGAUGCCACGGACACGCCUCCCAAGGCCAGGACGGUCAUACAGAGUGUUGAACUUGUUGACAAACUGGUUCAUGGAAUGACAGGUGGUCGUCAUCACACCGAGAUAAGCCAUCAGGCAAGAGAGACUCACAUCAGUGUGACGGCCACUGGGGUUCAAUUUAAGGAAGAUGGGGCUUUCAUUGAGCUCACAGAUUUGCUUGUGUACACCACUCCAUUCCCCCAAAGUGGGAGCUCCGGCAUCACUGUUUGGUUCCCUUUCGGCCAGCCCAACGUGGUUGUCUGCACGUGGUCUUCGUCUAUCAUGGAUGGUGCUCCGAACUUCGUUUUGAAUUGGCGGGCGUCUCGCAGUUUCACCAGCAACAGAGGUCACGGAGGAUGGGGGAAUCAGACACAUCGUCACCUAAACUUACAUCCUAUGAGCAAACCAUGGAUGACAGAGGAAAUCAGAGAGGAAAUGAGGAAAAAGAGGGAGUUGCAAGAUGCAUUGAAGAGCUGUGGAGAGGAGAGUGGGUCUUCUAUCCUUUAUGAGUUUCGUGAACAAAGGAAGAAAGUCAACCAUCUCCUUCAAAAGGCUGAAGCUGAGUGGAUGCUACAAAAUCCUAAACAGGCAGAAGUGUUGCUUUUAAGUGAGAGGGGUAAGGGAGGGAGAGGGGACUCCAUCAAGCCUUAUGGAUGUGAUUCAUGUGACCGCCACUAUCGCACAAAGGCUGAGUUGGAAUCUCAUCUGAAGGAGCAUGUCAAGUGUCCCUGGCCUGGUGGUUGUCCCCUUGUUGCCCACCCAAAGAUUCUGGAGAAGCACAUAAUGAAUCAGCAUAUGACUGGAUUGGCUGAGAAAUUGACUGCCCUCAACACCCCUGAAGAGAUUUCACUAUGGCGUUCAGAAAGGAAAAAGUGGGCCUCCUUGCCUGAGGGUGGGGAAGAGGACGGAUGCAAGAGGGAAGAGGAAGAGGAGGGAUGCAUGAAGGAAGAGGAAGAGGAGGGAUGCAUGAAGGAAGAGGAAGAGGAAGGAUGCAUGAAGGAAGAGGAAGUGGAGGGAUGCAUGAAGGAAGAGGAAGAGGAAGGAUGCAUGAAGGAAGAGGAAGUGGAGGGAUGCAUGAAGGAAGAGGAAGAGGAGGGAUGCAUGAAGGAAGAGGAAGUGGAGGGAUGCAUGAAGGAAGAGGAAGAGGAGGGAUGCAUGAAGGAAGAGGAAGAGGAGGGAUGCAUGAAGGAAGAGGAAGAGGAGGGGGGGAGAGGAAGAGGAUUUCUAACAGGGGAUCCAGAAGGGGCACCAGUGGGAGAAAGAGAGUUCCAGUACAUGAAGAGAGAUAAUGAAAGAGAUGAUGAUGAAGAGGACCCUGACAGUCACAUUGAUCUAGUACCUUUCAGGGGAACUUUGGGCAUGGUCCUGGGUGAUACAGAUCCAAAGCUUAGGGAGUUGUUUUUGGUGGAAGACAGGACUGAGGAUAGGAAUGAGAAGACUGAAGUCUCACUUGAGCAACAACCUGAGAGCGAGAUCACAGACUCAGAAUGGGAGGAUGGGGAAGUUCGUGAUGAUGGAAACAAGAAUGGGAGAAUGCCCUCCUCCUUGCAGACCCUCAUGGGAGCCUAUGCAUCUUCCUCUCCUUCCCCUCCUCCUACUCCUACUCCUCUUGAUUCCAAGUCCUCUCUUGCCUCAGAGAAGAACCAAAGUAACUUGCACAAGGCAAAAGAUGGAGAAGUUGAGAGCCAUGUGCCUGAACGAAGCCAAGGGAGGAGGAGGUGGGGAAACAAUAGGCGCAAGAGACAGAGAAGAAAUUCCACUCAUGAAGAAAGUCUAAAAAAGAAACCCAGAUUCAUCCCCAGGCGGAGAACCACUCUUCUUGAGAAGAAAAAGGUAACAUUCCUUCAGAUCUUUCGCCUGGAGUACAAGACUUAA